AUGUCACUGUGGGAAGAGAGGGACAACCCCGUGGAGGUGUAUCUCUUGGGCACUAGCAUCCAGCCUAAUCACAUGGAAAUUAAGGGCAGGAUCAACAUCUCUAACUUUGAGAGAGUGCCUGAGGAGGAGUGGCAGAGCACCAGUGCGCCCAGGACACAGGACAAUUGUGAAAGCCAUGGCACCCACCUGGCAGCCCUGGUCAGCGGCCAGAAUGUUGGCGUGGCCAAGGACAUCAAGAUACACAGCCUGCGUGUGCUCAACUGCCAAGGGAAGGGCACCGUCAGCGGCAUCGUCAUGGGCUUGGAGUUUCUUUGGAAACAGCUGGUCUCCAAUCCCUCCAAGCGCAUGGUAGUGCUGCUGCCAAUGGUGAGUGGGUACAGUCAGAGCAUCAACGAUGCCUGCAAGCGCCUGGCAAGGGCUGGAGCAGUGCUGGUGGCCGCUGCGGGCAACUUUCAGAGCAAUGCCUGUGCCUACUCUCCAGCAUCGUCUCCUGAGGUCAUCACUGUUGGAGCUGUCAAUUUCCUGGACCAGCCUUUCACCCAGGGACCUCUGGGGACCAACUAUGGAUCCUGUGUGGACAUCUUUGCUCCUGGGAAAAGCAUUGUCAGUGCUGACAAAGACUGUACCAUUUGUUAUGUAAGAAAGAGUGGGACCGCGCAGGCCGCUGCCCAUGUGGCUGGCAUUGCAGCCCUGAUGCUCACUGCCCAGCCAAACCUCACUGUGGCUGAGCUGAAGCAGAGGCUGCUCCACUACGCUAUCAGCAAUGCUAUCGAUGACACCUGGUUCCCAGUAGAACAGCGAGUCAAGACCCCCAACCUGGUGGCUGCACUGCCCCCAAGCACCCAGGAAACAGGUGGACAGCUGUUCUGCAGGACUGUGUGGUCAGAAUCCAGGGGCCUCAGGCUGACACACGCUGCUGAGGCUCACUGUGACCCGGAGGAGGAGCUGCUGGGCUGCUCCAGUUUCUCCCAGAGUGGGAAGCGGCAGGGCGAGCGUGUGAGGAUCCUAGGAAACAGACGUGUUUGCCUGGCAUUUGGAGAUAGUCAGGUUUCUGCGGUGGCCAGAUGCUGCCUGCUCCCCCGAGCCAACUGCAGCGUCCACACAGCUCCUCCAGCCUUGGUGGGGCUGAAGACCUACACCCACUGCCCGGAUCCUGACCAAGUCCUCACAGGCUGCAGCUCCCAUUGGGAGGUGGAGAAUCUUGGUGUCUUCCCACAUACCACACCUAAGAGAGGUACUAAUCUGCCCAGACGGUGUGCGGGACACAAGGAGGCCAGUGUCCAUGCUUCCUGCUGCCAUGCUCCGGGCCUGCAGUGUACAACGAAGAAGUACAGGCCUUUAAGCCCCUUGGAGAAGGUCACCGUGAGCUGUGAUGCAGGCUGGACCCUGACCAGCUGCAAUGCCCAUCCUGAGAACUCAGUCACCCUGGGAGCUUUCCCUGUGGACAACACAUGUGUGGCGAAGCACCAGGAUCCUGACGAAACAGGAAGGACCAGUGAGGAGUUUGUAAUAGUCAUCGCCAUCUGCUGCCGCAUCCAGUCUUCAGGACAAGCAUAG
Molecule: messenger RNA, 1557 nt
Organism: Dipodomys spectabilis (banner-tailed kangaroo rat)
Lineage: Eukaryota; Metazoa; Chordata; Mammalia; Rodentia; Heteromyidae
Product: proprotein convertase subtilisin/kexin type 9-like
Exons: 9
Coding region: 1-1557 (518 amino acids)
Biological process (GO): proteolysis
Molecular function (GO): serine-type endopeptidase activity
Source: RefSeq, a predicted model, not a curated record